Lagopus leucura (white-tailed ptarmigan) is the source of this 1356-nucleotide messenger RNA. RefSeq names its product potassium voltage-gated channel interacting protein 4 (gene KCNIP4). NCBI's taxonomy places the organism in Eukaryota, Metazoa, Chordata, Aves, Galliformes, Phasianidae. The record is from RefSeq and is a predicted model, not a curated record. Gene Ontology annotation, cellular component: voltage-gated potassium channel complex. Gene Ontology annotation, molecular function: calcium ion binding; potassium channel regulator activity. Gene Ontology annotation, biological process: regulation of potassium ion transmembrane transport. The coding region runs from base 90 to 779 and encodes 229 amino acids. The transcript has 8 exons.
CAAGUGCCUCAGAAGUUUGCUGGCGGAAACCGGUCCCUCUAUCGGCAGAAGUCUCCUGGCUCUCCUCAGAGGAUACGUUGUUGCCUAAGAUGAGUGGCUGUAGGAAGCGGUGUAAGCGUGAAAUCAUGAGAUUUGCCCAGUACCUCCUCAGGCUAAUCACAGGUUCUCUUCACACAGACACUGUAGAAGAUGAAAUGGAAAUGGCCACAGUACGGCAUAGACCUGAAGCUCUUGAGCUGCUGGAAGCACAGAGUAAAUUCACAAAGAAGGAACUUCAGAUCUUAUAUAGAGGUUUCAAGAAUGAAUGUCCCAGUGGUGUUGUCAAUGAAGAGACCUUCAAAGAGAUUUACUCUCAGUUCUUUCCACAGGGAGAUUCCACAACUUACGCACAUUUUCUGUUUAAUGCAUUUGACACUGAUCACAAUGGAUCUGUAAGUUUUGAGGAUUUUGUUAUGGGUCUCUCAAUUUUACUCCGAGGGACAGUACAGGAGAAACUGAACUGGGCUUUUAAUUUGUAUGAUAUAAAUAAGGAUGGAUACAUAACUAAAGAGGAAAUGCUUGAUAUCAUGAAAGCAAUAUAUGAUAUGAUGGGGAAAUGCACUUAUCCUGUUCUCAAGGAGGACACACCUAGACAACAUGUCGAAACAUUUUUCCAGAAAAUGGAUAAAAACAAAGAUGGAGUAGUUACCAUAGAUGAAUUCAUUGAGAGCUGCCAGAAGGUGGCCAUUAAUUUCCUUCAACUGUUGAAAGCAGCUCCCUGCAUUUUGAGCCAGGAUUGAGAGUAAACAUGCAGCAAGAACUACAGCCUGUUUUCACUCCUCUGCCCUUGGAAACUGACUUGCUUUCACACCAGAGACAAUGUGAGGAAGGAUGCAUUUUCAGAAUUUUAAGGAGAUACCAUUAAUACAUAAGGUGAAGAAUGGAAGAAAAAGAAAAUACAAAAUAAUGGUACUGACUAUUGGUGCGAUAAGAGGUUAUGUUACAUACUGCAAAAUGUUGCAUUACACCUCAUGAUAAGGUGGGCUUGAUUACAUUAUACAAAUUGAUAAGGCAAAACAAAACCUAUGCUAUUUGUUGCAGUGAAAAAUAUAAGGAAUUGUAGUUGUGUUUGGAUGCAGUCUUUCCCAGCCUUCCCAGGAUGGCUGAUUAGUGUGAAGCUGUCAAGAGAUCAAGAGUAUGGACUGUGUGCAUUGCUGCUUGUGUGCAUUGUAUUCUGACACCAAGAAGUGAACAGUAGAACGAGGGACAGGAAAGAACAGCGCAGUUAGUGAUAAAUGUAUAGUGAUAUGGAAUAUGGAAAUCAGAACUGGAAAUAGCACAGACGUGCUAGAAUUUGUGUAUUGUUUUAUAUAUCCU